Molecule: messenger RNA, 721 nt
Organism: Dendrobium catenatum
Lineage: Eukaryota; Viridiplantae; Streptophyta; Magnoliopsida; Asparagales; Orchidaceae
Product: homeobox-leucine zipper protein HOX8-like
Exons: 4
Biological process (GO): positive regulation of DNA-templated transcription
Cellular component (GO): nucleus
Molecular function (GO): DNA-binding transcription factor activity, RNA polymerase II-specific; sequence-specific DNA binding
Source: RefSeq, a predicted model, not a curated record
AUGCACGCGGGAAAUUUAAAGAUCACCGGAAGUUAUUUUCGUGUACAACUGCUUGAAAGAAGCAUUGAAAUAGAGAACAAGCUGGAGCCGGAGAGGAAGAGCGACCUAGCGAAGAAGCUAGGCCUGCAACCCCGGCAGGUGGCGGUAUGGUUCCAGAACCGCAGGGCACGGUGGAAGAAAAAGCAGCUCGAGCGCGACUUUGAUCGGCUCAAAUCCUCCUACGAGGCUCUGCUCGCUGACCACGAUUCCCUUUUCAAAGACAACGACCGCCUCCGCUCGCAGGUACGAUCCCUUUCCCUAACCGAUGACUUCACUGCUGCACCUCCGUUUUUUGAUGCUGCACCUCCGUUUUUCAAAGCAGUAGGUGUGAAGGGGAAGGUGGUUGGAGAUGGGAAUGUCGGCGGAAAGCAGCAAAAAGCAGGAGUAUACUUCAGGACCGAAAAAGUAGCAGUGGGACGCAAAAAGUUUGAGAACGGAGCACGACCGCGUUUAUUUGACAUCGCUCCUUGGACGACGUUCCCUUCUAGUCGGAUUGGAAGUCAGAACAUUUUGGUCGGAAGCAACGAUGGGAGUUCGCUCGCUGUAAAGAUAAAGUUUUUCCCUUUUGUGCGCUUCUUCGUAGCUAUUCGACUUCACUCCUUGGACAAUGUUCCCUUUCAUUCGGAUUGGAAGUUACAACAUUUUGAUCAGAAGCAACGACGGAAGUUCGCUCGCUGUGAAG